This is a messenger RNA of Sesamum indicum (sesame), 4280 nucleotides long. The record is from RefSeq and is a predicted model, not a curated record. Lineage: Eukaryota; Viridiplantae; Streptophyta; Magnoliopsida; Lamiales; Pedaliaceae.
AGAGAAAAACAAGAGCAAGAAAGAGAGAGAGAUAGAUACAUACAUAUAUACAACCACUGCACACAGCUAUUUCUUCGUCACAUUAUUACAUUACAAUAUAUAUAAAAGAAAAUGCAAAUAUGAUAAAAUAAGAGAAGAAAGGUGAGAACUUUUGAGUAGAAAGAGAAGCGCAGAGAGAGAAAGCAGCAAAGAAAGUGAAAGAGAGAGAGAGAGAGAGAGAGAGAAAAGAGGUGGAAAUUGGAGCCUGCAAAAGGGGUUUGAGAAGAAGAAGAAGAGGAGAAAGAAAAGCUGGGUAAAGGAGGGAACAAGAAAGGUGCCAUCUGUGUGAUCACUUCAAAAGGUUAAAGAUUUUAUUAUCUUUUGACUUUUGUUGUUGAGGGAGUCGCCAUUCUUCGCUUGAUUCUCUUUUCCGGCAAGAUGAGGCUCCUGUGAGAACUCCGGCCAUUUUAUGAGCUGGAAAUAAGGGAGUUCCUGGAGGCAGCAGGAGAUAAAGAAGAGAAAUGAAGACGCCGACCACCGGGGUCGGAACUCAGCCCGCGAACGCCUCCGCCACCGCCGCUGAAGUUGAGAAGAAGAGUAUAAACAGUGAGCUAUGGCAAGCGUGCGCCGGCCCUCUGGUGAACCUGCCGGCCGCUGGGACCCACGUCGUCUACUUCCCACAAGGCCACAGUGAACAGGUUGCUGCGUCUAUGAAAAAGGAUAUAGAUGCUCAAAUACCAAACUAUCCGAAUCUUCCAUCAAAACUACUGUGCCUCCUUCACAAUGUCACUUUGCAUGCUGAUCCAGAGACAGAUGAAGUAUAUGCCCAAAUGACGCUGCAGCCGGUGCCUUCGUUUGACAAGGAUGCUUUACUGAGGUCAGAUCUAUCAAUUAAAGCAAAUAAACCACAAACGGAGUUUUUCUGUAAAACCUUGACUGCAAGUGAUACUAGCACUCAUGGGGGGUUUUCUGUCCCUCGACGAGCUGCAGAAAAGAUUUUCCCUCCACUGGACUUCACAAUGCAACCACCGGCACAAGAGCUUGUGGCCCGGGAUUUACACGAUAAUGUCUGGACAUUUCGCCAUAUUUAUCGGGGACAACCAAAGCGUCACUUGCUCACCACUGGGUGGAGCCUUUUCGUCAGUGGAAAAAGGUUAUUUGCAGGUGACUCGGUCUUAUUUAUCAGGGACGAAAAGCAGCAGCUUCUUUUGGGCAUUAGACGGGCUAACAGACAACCAACCAACUUGUCCUCAUCAGUGUUGUCAAGUGAUAGCAUGCAUAUUGGAAUUCUUGCUGCAGCUGCCCAUGCUGCUGCAAAUAAUAGCCCGUUCACUGUUUUUUACAAUCCAAGGGCUAGUCCAUCAGAAUUUGUCAUCCCGUUAGCCAAGUACUAUAAAGCAGUUUGCAGUAACCAAAUAUCUCUUGGCAUGCGCUUCCGCAUGAUGUUUGAAACUGAAGAAUCAGGGACAAGAAGAUAUAUGGGUACAAUAACUGGAAUCAGUGACUUGGAUCCAGUCAGAUGGAAGAACUCCCAAUGGCGCAACUUACAGGUUGGCUGGGAUGAGUCGACUGCUGGUGAAAGGCGUAAUCGUGUUUCCAUUUGGGAGAUCGAACCAGUAACUGCUCCAUUUUUCAUCUGCCCAACUCCACCUUUCUUCCGUUCAUGACGAUUCCUCUGAUCUAGACAACUUAUUCAGGAGGACAAUGCCAUGGCUUGGUGAUGACUUUGGCCUCAAAGACCCCCAAGCUCUGGCUGGCCUGAGCUUAGUCCAGUGGAUGAACAUGCAGCCAAACCCCUCUCUGGCUAACCAAAUGCAACCAAACUAUAUGAGUUCGUUAUCUAGUUCUGUUCUGCAAAACCUUGCCGGUACAGAUAUUUCACGGCAAUUAUGCUUGCCUGGAACUCAACUUCCUCAGCAGAACAACUUACAGUUCAAUGCGCAGAGGCCAACCCAACCAGUACAACAGCUCGAUCAACUCCAAAAGCUGCCAUCUUCUUCAUUGAACCCAUUAGGCUCAAUUAUACAGCCGCAACAGCAGUUGACUGAUAUUAGUCAACCGCCAAGACAGAACUUAGUCAGCCAAACUUUACAGACUGGCCAAGUUCCGCCUCAGGUCUUGCAGUCACAGACUCCUGUCCAAGCUCAAAAUUUUCUUCAGCAGCAACAGUCUCUUCUAAACCAUCAACUUCAGAGAAAUCUUGCACAAAAUCUGCCUCAGCAGCAGCAACAACAACAGCAACAGCAGAUUCUGAGCCACCCUCAACAGCAAAAUCUAAUUCCGUCUCAGCCCUCUGAUAUCAUAAACCAACAAUUGCAUGUUUCAGAGAACCAAAUACAGCUUCAACUUUUACAGAAGCUCCAUCAACAGCAGCAAUCACUGUUGGCACAGCAGUCGGCAAUGCAACAGCCAACUCAACUGACACAACUCCAAGAUCACCAGAAGCAGCUUUUAGAUGUCCAACCAAACUUCUCCAGGUCUAUGUCGACGAACCAAAUGUUGGAGACAUCUCAAGGAACAUCGAGUAUGCUCCCUCAGUCGCAUGUUCUUGCUCAGCAGAUGACAAGAAAUAAUAGCCAAACGAACCUCCGGUUUGCGCAACCACCUCAGCAACCAAAACUUCAACAACAGCAGCAGCAAUCUGGGAUACUACCAGAGUUGCCUGGACAUAUGGGGCCUACUUUAAAUCCAAUUAACAAUCAGCCUUCUGUUGGUGGUAGCAGUUUAUUGACUGGAGCUGCUGGUGGAGGUCAAUCUGCAGUUACUGACGAUGUUCCGUCUUGUUCGACUUCACCAUCCACAAACAACAGUCCAAAUGCAGUCCAGUCAAUAAUGAAUAGCAGAAACCACCGAGCUGCAUUAGUAGGUGAUGAGAUUGCUCAGUCUUCUGCCACUCUGUUAAAUCCAAAUGGUUUAGAGACACUGUCUUCUAGUGGUAAUUUAAUUAAAGAUUUACAGCCAAAAGCUGAUGUUAAACCCUUGCUGAACGUGCCAAAAGACCAGAACCAAGGUUUUUUUGCUUCGCAAACAUACCUUAAUGCUACUGGAACCCAAGUGGAUUAUUUGGAUAGUUCAUCAUCGGCAACAUCAGUUCUUUCUCAGAAUGAUGUACAGAUACCUCCGAACAACAACUCCAUGUCAUUCAAUUCUCAAUCGAUGCUGUUUAGAGAUGCAAGCCAGGAUGGCGAAGUACAGGGCGAUCCAAGGGGCAACGUAGCUUUCGGAGCUAACAUUGACAACCAGUUGGGGAUGCCCAUGAUGCCUGAGCCAUUGAUGACAAAGGACAUGGUGGGAUCAGGUAAAGAUUUCACAAAUAAUCUCUCGUCUGGAGGAGGCAUGCUUUCUAGCUAUGAGAACCCCAAGGAGGCUCAACCCGAACUCUCGUCAUCUAUGGUUUCCCAAUCAUUUGGAGUUCCAGAUAUGACGUUCAACUCCAUUGAUUCCACUAUAAACGAUGGUAGCUUCAUGAAUAGAGGUGCUUGGGCUCCACCACAGAUGCCAAGGAUGCGGACGUAUACAAAGGUGUACAAACGGGGAGCUGUUGGAAGAUCAAUUGACAUUGCACGCUACUCAGGCUAUGAUGAGCUUAAACAAGAUCUGGCUCGAAGAUUUGGUAUAGAGGGACAACUUGAGGACCGACAGAGAAUAGGAUGGAAACUUGUUUACGUGGAUCAUGAGAAUGACGUCUUGCUAGUUGGUGAUGAUCCUUGGGAGGAAUUUGUGACCUGUGUUCGUUGCAUAAAGAUCCUUUCUCCUCAGGAGGUCCAGCAAAUGAGCUUGGAUGGAGAUUUUGGAAAUAGCGUCCUUCCAAACCAAGCUUGCAGCAGCUCCGAUAAUGGCGUGAAUUAGUUGGAUAAAGCUUUUAACCUGUUUGUCCACAUGGAAAGCUUAUCCAACAGCACAUUGGCGGAGUUCCGUUGCUCGAUACCACUAGUGUGGCAAGAGUCUAGCAUCCCAAGUUCUGAUUUCCUGUCCACUUGCUGUGAUGGAAUGAAAGAGCAGACAUAGUAGUGACUCAUCGCCAGGACCAAAGCCGGUAGUUGCUUAUUAGAAGUAGAGAAGAGGGCAAAGCAUCUAAUUCCUGUUCUUUUUUUCAGGCCUAGGAGCCCACCGUGUAUCUUAGUCCAAGCCGGUAAAUGUAGAAAUAGAUCCAAGCCUCUGCAUUUCUCCGUCUUUGUUUCACGUAAAAACCUCUUUCUGUAGAAAUUAAGAGCUUAAGUUCUGUAUGCAUGAUAUAGUUUCCAAUUGUAUAGAUGUUUAGAUAUUUCAGUUAACUUUUCGAUGACAUCUUAACAUAUUAA